Oppiella nova is the source of this 473-nucleotide messenger RNA. The record is from the annotation of a GenBank genome assembly. NCBI's taxonomy places the organism in Eukaryota, Metazoa, Arthropoda, Arachnida, Sarcoptiformes, Oppiidae.
ACUCUCAAAAAGAGUAAUAAAAAAGUUUCUCAAAACUCCAAGAAUUUGCUCAAAACUCAAACCUAAACGUGUUUCACAUGAGUAUUCUGUUGAGACAAACAAAUCGCUUUUUUGUUUGUUACUUAUUUGUGUUGCGAAUGACUCUGAACACCCGACACGAGUCCCGGUGCACCAAAUGUUGCCACUAUUGCCGUACGAUCAGUGCGUUUGUGUUCUCGCACGUAGGUCUGGGCGCACUGGUAUUCGGCUACUCGAUAGUCGGCGCCUUUACCUUUCGGGCCCUGGAGGCGCCCAAUGAACUCAAUUACCGGCAUUUCGUGGCUAAUGAGAGGUUAAAGUUUGCGGACACCCUCUGGACUAUCACUCAAAACAGUUCAGUACUGAAGCAGAAGGAGUGGUGCGACGAUGUGUCCAAAGAGUUGGAAAAGUUGGAGAAAUCACUGGUCAUUGCAUUGAAAUAUAAUGGUUAUGAC